AUGGAAAUCAGCGAAAAUGAAAACUAUGUAUCAUGUAAUAACCUCCUGGAUGUAUAUAAAAAUAAAUAUUCAAGAAUAGAUAUAGAAAAAGCAACUAGUAUAUUAAAAGAUUACUUUUCCAUUACAGAAUUUAAACCAAAACAAAUGGAAUGCUUAAAUGCAAUUAAAAAUUUUCAACAUGUUUUAAACAUAAUGCCAACAGGAGGAGGAAAAUCGCUAAUAUAUCAAAUUAUGCCACUGAUUAUUGAAGGUAUAAGUAUUGUUAUAAGCCCUUUAAUAUCUUUAAUUCAAGAUCAAAUAAAAUCUUUAAAAAAAAAGAACAUUGUGGCAGAAACAAUUAAUAGUUCACUAAAUAAAAAAGAAAAUGAAAGAAUAAUAACUCUUUUAAAAGAUCAUGAUAUAAAUGAAAUAAAAAUAUUAUAUAUUACUCCUGAGACUGCUACAAGCGAAUAUUUUAUUUCUUUAUUAAAAGAACUUUAUUUAAAUCAAAGGAUUAGUCUAAUCUCUAUAGAUGAAGUCCAUUGUAUUAGCACAUGGGGAUGUGAUUUCAGAAAAUGUUAUAGAAAUUUAAAUAAAUUACUAAAUAUGUGCCCAUUUGUUAGAAUUUAUAGUUGUACAGCUACAGCUACAAGAUAUGUAGAAAAGGAUAUUAUACUUAAUUUAAAUUUAAAUAAGGAAGAAAAUAAUAGUCUUAGAAUUAUUAGAACUUCAUUUAACAGACCUAAUUUAAAAUAUGUUAUUGUAUACAGCGAUUUAUUAAAAAUAGAAAAAAAAAAAAGUGUUUGUGACAUUAUUAAAGAAAAAAGAAAUGCUGACAAAAUUGGAAUUGUAUAUUGUUUUAAAAGAAGCACAUGCGACGAAAUUUCAAAAUAUUUAAGAGAAAAGGGACUACAAGCCUUAAGUUAUCAUGCUGGUUUAACAAACAAUGCAAGAAAAAAGACUCAGGAGAAAUGGUUAAAUGGUAAAGUUAAUAUUUUAGUAGCGACAAUAGCAUUUGGUAUGGGAAUAGAUAGAAAAGACGUUUCUUUUAUUAUUCACUUUAAUUUACCUAAAUCUAUAGAAAAUUAUUAUCAAGAGUCAGGUAGAUCUGGAAGAAACGGAAAUAUAUCUUUUUGUUAUUUGUAUUAUUCAAAAGAAGAUUUAGAAAAUUUAGCAUACAUAAUAAAAAGAAGCUAUGGAGAUUUAGAUAUGUUAGAUAUUAAUAUAGAAAAAAAAUUUGAAAAAGAAAUAUACAAUUUGGAAUGUGUUCAUAACUUGUGCAUAAAUGAAAAAUGUAUAAGAUCCCAAAUUCUAAGCCAUUUUGGAGAAAAUUAUAACUCUUUUAAUAAUUUAAAAACUAUGAAUAAUAUAGAUAAAAAUAUAAAAAAUGAUGAAAAUUAUUGUUGUUCCUUUUGUUUCGACACAAAAGGAUCUAAAAAUAAAAUUCAAGAAGUAAUGAAGUUAUAUGAACAGAAAAAUUGGAAUUUUGAACCACACAAUAAUUACAACAGUUAUAAUAAUAUAAAAAAGUAUUCAGAUAUUAAUGAAAAAAAGCAUAAAUUAAGCGAUGAUUCAAAUUCCGAAGUUGAUCAAGAAUUAUGUUAUUAUAAAUUAAGUAACAAAAAAAUUAAGGGAUGUGUUCCGUUUCAAAGUGCUUCAUCAAUAAUCCCAAAGGAAAUUAGAAAUAAAGGAAUAGUUGAAGUAAUGAAAGAAUUAGAGAGAAGAGAAGAAUUGAUGGAAAAAAAUCAGAAAAAAGAAACAAGAGUGAAUCUAACAAAUAUAAAUAAUGCAAAUCCCCAUUGUGUAAAUAUAAAAAAGAAACAUACAUUAUCAUCUUUUAAAGUCCCUAGGAAGUUAUAA
Messenger RNA from Plasmodium relictum, 1839 nucleotides. RefSeq names its product ATP-dependent DNA helicase Q1, putative (gene RECQ1). Gene Ontology annotation, biological process: double-strand break repair via homologous recombination. The coding region runs from base 1 to 1839 and encodes 612 amino acids. NCBI's taxonomy places the organism in Eukaryota, Apicomplexa, Aconoidasida, Haemosporida, Plasmodiidae. Gene Ontology annotation, cellular component: cytoplasm; chromosome. The transcript has a single exon. Gene Ontology annotation, molecular function: four-way junction helicase activity; 3'-5' DNA helicase activity; nucleic acid binding. The record is from RefSeq and is a predicted model, not a curated record.